AGUUUACUCAAACCUUUCUGUCUGUCCUGUUAGUCUGAGCCGAACGAUCUCACUAUCAAAACCCAAAUGCGCUGCCAAUAUCAGCAGAUCCAUUGAAAGAUAGAACACAAGCAUUCAGCAGAGGAGGCUCGAUUUCAAUUUCAGCCGAAGCCUCCUUAAAUAAGGUUGAAAUUACACCAGUAUAUGUUUCAAUGUGUUAGAGAGGAAGGGUUGAAGGAAUAAUGAUGAAAGGGUGCAAAUUUACUAUACUUAAAGCAAUCCAUGUUUCUAUUGCUCUGCUUACUCUGGGUUUUGUAACUAUAAUGCUUUGGCCAUGGGAGAAUAACCCUUUUCUUACUACCUUCUUAUUGGCCCAACAACGUUUUAGACACCCUUCUUCAGACGUUCUUUCGAAUGCACCAAAUAUUUCCCGGAGCUCUAGAGGGCAUACAGAGGUCAAUAAGCCAAUUUUUAAUAAAGAAGCACCAAUGACAAGAGAACGUCAUAAUCCUUCUUCAUCAACAAAAUCUGUUACCACACUCACUUCUGAUGUUGAAGAUAGUGAUGAAGAGGUGUUAUCCGCCCAAAAUGCAGAUUGCAACUAUGCCAAGGGGAGAUGGGUUGCUGACAGCAGACGGCCAUUGUAUUCCGGGUCUGGAUGUAAACAGUGGUUAUCGGGAAUGUGGGCUUGCAGACUAACUCAACGGACAGACUUCUCUUUUGAGGGAUAUCGAUGGCAGCCUAAGAAUUGUAAAAUGAAAGAGUUUAACCGGUUUUCAUUCUUGAGAAGAAUGAGGAAUAAAACAAUUGCCUUUGUAGGAGACUCAUUAGGCAGACAGCAGUUCCAAUCCAUGAUGUGUAUGGUCUCAGGUGGGAAAGAGAUGCCUGAAGUUGAAGAUGCCGCGAGGGAUUAUGGGCUUGUUAAACCUCGUGGAGCCAAACGUCCUGAUGGAUGGGUUUAUCGUUUCCCGAGUACAAAUACCACCAUUUUAUAUUACUGGUCAGCUAGCCUCUCGGACCUAGUGCCUCUUAACAGCUCAGACAAAAACUCCGAUGUUGCGAUGCAUUUGGACCGUCCACCUGCUUUCCUAAGACGAUACCUUCACUGUUUUGAUGUAUUAGUUCUCAAUACUGGUCACCACUGGAAUAAAGGGAAGCUUGAACAAAACCGUUGGGUGAUGCAUGUUAAUGAGAAGCCCAAUGAGAAUAAAGAAUUUGAAGAUAUUGGGAAGGCUAAGAAUUUCACAGUGCAUAGUUUUGUCAGGUGGCUAGAUUCGCAACUUACGUCACACCCUCGACUAAAAUCUUUCUUCAGGACAAUCUCUCCAAGGCACUACCUCAACGGAGAUUGGAACACCGGAGGUACUUGCAAUAAUACGGUUUCCUUAAGUAGGGGUAAUCAGGUAUUGCAAGACAAAUCUAUCGACAAAGUUAUCGAGAGUGCUGUUAAGGGUACAAAGGUGAAGAUUUUGGAUAUAACCGCGAUUUCCGAACUCAGAGAUGAAGCUCACAUGUCCGGUUACAGUAUUAGGCCAACUCAGGGUAUCAACGAUUGCUUGCAUUGGUGCCUACCCGGUGUCCCCGACACAUGGAACGAAAUCCUUAUCGCACAGAUAUAGCACCCUCCACGUGUAUGGCAUGAGAAGGCAGUUUUCCGAAGAUACAAUACUGAGCCGGUACUCGAAUCACCUUAUAUAUUCUCUCUUAUUGAUUUGAGAAUAGGUAUAUCAUAUCCUAAUUUUCACCCGAUUGUUGAAACAAAAUUGUAUUUUUCAACCAGUUUUAUGUCUACCGAACCCAA
Messenger RNA from Hibiscus syriacus, 1780 nucleotides. Its product is annotated as protein trichome birefringence-like 14. Gene Ontology annotation, molecular function: acetyltransferase activity. The record is from RefSeq and is a predicted model, not a curated record. Gene Ontology annotation, cellular component: Golgi apparatus. The transcript has 5 exons. Lineage: Eukaryota; Viridiplantae; Streptophyta; Magnoliopsida; Malvales; Malvaceae. Gene Ontology annotation, biological process: plant-type secondary cell wall biogenesis; xylan biosynthetic process; xyloglucan metabolic process. The coding region runs from base 222 to 1598 and encodes 458 amino acids.